This is a messenger RNA of Penicillium coprophilum, 1317 nucleotides long. Its product is annotated as O-acetylhomoserine aminocarboxypropyltransferase/cysteine synthase family protein. Bases 1 to 1317 code for a protein of 438 amino acids. The record is from RefSeq and is a predicted model, not a curated record. Gene Ontology annotation, molecular function: pyridoxal phosphate binding; transferase activity, transferring alkyl or aryl (other than methyl) groups. NCBI's taxonomy places the organism in Eukaryota, Fungi, Ascomycota, Eurotiomycetes, Eurotiales, Aspergillaceae. The transcript is spliced from 4 exons. Gene Ontology annotation, biological process: transsulfuration.
AUGUCUCAGAAUCUUCACUUUGAUACUCUGCAGCUUCAUGCUGGAUCAAGUCAUGAGCCUGAUUCAACCACAAACUCACGAGCUGUCCCAAUUUACGCGACCAGCUCCUAUGUCUUCAAUGACUCGGCCCACGGCGCAAGGCUGUUCGGCCUCAAGGAGUUCGGUAACAUCUACAGCCGAAUCAUGAACCCGACUGUCGACGUCUUCGAGAAGCGCAUUGCAGCUCUGGAAGGUGGUGUUGCCGCUGUUGCCGCCGCCUCCGGUCAAGCAGCUCAAUUCAUGGCCAUCUCGGCGCUCGCUCAUGCCGGUGACAAUAUCGUCGCUACAAGUAACUUGUACGGUGGUACCUACAACCAGUUCAAGGUUACGUUCCCACGCCUGGGAAUCAAUACCAAGUUCGUCCAGGGUGACAAGCCCGAGGAUAUUGCUGCUGCCAUUGAUGACCGCACCAAGGCUGUCUAUAUUGAGUCUAUCGGUAACCCUCGCUACAAUGUGCCCGAUUUUGAGGCUAUUGCCAAGGUGGCACAUGAGAAGGGUGUUCCCGUUGUGGUUGAUAACACCUUCGGUGCAGGUGGUUACUUUGUUCGCCCAAUUGACCACGGUGCCGAUAUUGUUGUGCAUAGUGCUACCAAGUGGAUCGGUGGCCAUGGCACCACCAUUGGUGGAGUCGUGGUUGACAGUGGAAAGUUUGACUGGGGAAAGAACGCGGCCCGAUUCCCCCAAUUCGUCGAGCCAUCCGAGGGCUACCAUGGAUUGAAGUUCUGGGAAACCUUCGGCUCGCUUGCAUAUGCUAUCCGAGUGCGCGUUGAGAUCCUGCGUGACCUUGGCUCUGCCCUGAACCCCUUCGCUGCCCAGCAAUUAAUUCUCGGCCUGGAGACUCUGAGUCUGCGCUGCGAGCGACAUGCAACCAACGCCAUCGCCCUGGCAAAGUGGUUGCAGAAGAAUGAGAAUGUGAGCUGGGUCUCAUACCCCGGUCUAGAGGAUCACUCUAGUCACGAGCUCGCGAAGAAGUACCUGACUCGCGGCUUUGGUGGUGUUCUGUCUGUGGGCAUCAAGGGCGGCGCUACCGCUGGUGCUCAGGUCGUUGACAACUUCAAGUUGAUCUCCAACCUUGCCAAUGUCGGCGAUUCCAAGACUCUGGCCAUCCACCCUUGGUCCACCACCCAUGAACAGCUCACGGAGCAGGAGCGUCGUGACUCCGGUGUGACCGAAGAUGCAAUCCGCAUUUCCGUUGGCACAGAGUACAUUGACGAUAUCAUUGCUGACUUUGAGCAGUCCUUCCAGGCAUCAAAGGCUCUACCUGACCGUACUGCUUGA